AUGUGCGCCGUCACCUACGGCAAAGACGAUAUGAGCCUGCAGUUUCUGCAAGAAAGCGCAAGGCUAGGCAGACUGAUGGGCCUAUUCGAUGCUGCAUCUCAAUCCGAGUCGGCAGAGAUGUGGCUAGGAAACCACGAAGACUGGGCAAAAACGGCCUCCUAUACUGCUUGGGGAGUUUAUAACUGGGUGUCGGUGUACUCCCUCCAUUACCAUAUCUUCGAAAUUGAAACGCCGCCCCUGCUCCCCAAACCUCGAGACCUGAUAUCCCAGUCUGCGGACAGUACCACAGUACUACACGCGCAGGUGAGUAGUGGUCUCUCGCAGGAGAGAUCAUUGAAGUUUGCAGAAGAAACUUACCAUCGUCUGCUCGACUGGGCGGGCGGGCUUCCUCUUCAGCUGGCAAGGGCAGAAGAGAGUGGCCAUAACGUUAUGAUGAUGCACAUCUAUUUCCACGCUGUCGUAACCGACCUCUUCCGCCCCUUUCUCGACUCUCCCUCGCGCAAUGAGCGUCUGCUGUCCUUUUCAACGAAAUUCGCGACCCCAGAAGCAGUUUACGCGGCAUCCGUCACACAACUCAAACGUCUUCUCCUUCUGUAUCGGUUACGAUACAAGAGCGCCGGCCUCUCGGUACUGUGGCAAACGGCUGUCGUGUACGUUGCCAACGCGAUGAUCCGCGAGGCCGGCACUUCGGUGCGGGCACCCGAUGUACCGCCGAGCGAGGAGUGGCGGUUCUACCUGGAUCUCUGCCUGGCCGGGCUUGAGGACCUGUACGUAUCCUUCCCCGUGUUCGGGUCCAUCGCUCAGGGCAUGGUAGGGAUGGCGUUGCGACAUGCGGCAAUACGGACGGGGAAAGCGGCGCGGGUGCUGAAGCAACUCGGGGCGAUUGAGAAGCAGCACGCCGCAAAUCAGGGCAUGACGGACAAGACGGAGGCCCGGUGGAUCAUCGACUUUGAUCUCGCCAUGACGGACCCCGAGGCGGCACAGGGACGGAAUUUAGCAGAGCGGCUCGAGGGGUUGAUGUUGAACGAGAUGGGUUCGGAUGAUCCUGGCUGA
Messenger RNA from Colletotrichum spaethianum, 1053 nucleotides. RefSeq lists its product as uncharacterized. The record is from RefSeq and is a predicted model, not a curated record. The coding region runs from base 1 to 1053 and encodes 350 amino acids. NCBI's taxonomy places the organism in Eukaryota, Fungi, Ascomycota, Sordariomycetes, Glomerellales, Glomerellaceae. The transcript is spliced from 4 exons.